This is a messenger RNA of Macrobrachium nipponense, 4229 nucleotides long. RefSeq names its product leucine-rich repeat neuronal protein 3-like. Gene Ontology annotation, cellular component: extracellular matrix. The record is from RefSeq and is a predicted model, not a curated record. The coding region runs from base 406 to 1827 and encodes 473 amino acids. NCBI's taxonomy places the organism in Eukaryota, Metazoa, Arthropoda, Malacostraca, Decapoda, Palaemonidae. The transcript is spliced from 10 exons. Gene Ontology annotation, molecular function: protein binding.
ACAGGGGAGACUUCGAGAGAGUUUGGAGUUGACUCCCACCCGCGACACAGUGCCGAUGUGUUUCUCCAGCCCUUCCUCCUCUUCCUCUCGCUGUCCCGCACUCGCCGAGUUCCCUUCCCCUUUCCAUUCCGCCGAUUUGGUGUCUUUCUUUCGACAGUAAAAAGGACGGGAGAGUGAUUAUUUCAUUUUUCGCAGUUCAAAGUGUCUUGGAGUCUGAGACUGUCGAUUAGUGGUGACGAAGGUAAAAGUUUGUUAUUAAAGUGUCCCGGGUACCGACGGUGAUUAGCAGAGGUCUUCGAGGAUAAGUUUUUUGUUGCUCCCAAUUUGGAGUUUUCACGAAGGUGGAAAAAACGUGGUGGUGACCUUAGACGUGACUGGAACGACGGGCGUUAAUUAUUAGUUACCAUGAAGAUGAUUCUCGAGUUAUCGACGAUCCUGGUGAUCUGGUGUUUGCCAGCGUUCAGCCUAGAAACAACGCACUUGAUCUGUGCUACCUGCGAGUGCCUGUACCACACAAGCCCCUUCGAUGUUGACUGUAAAAACCAAGAACUUCAUGAGGUUCCGGACCUAACUCCGAACAACAUCACGUACCCUUGGAUUCUAAAUUUCGACAACAACCUCAUUCAAGAAGUUCCCGUCUUCCCUAGACAGGAGAGCCUGAUAAGUCUGACCCUUAGGAGGAAUCGCAUCACAAAAAUCAACGACGGUGCCUUCAAGAACUUGGUUCACCUGAAGGAGCUGUACCUACAAAAAAAUCUCCUUACGGGAGACAUGAUCACCAACAAUGUCUUCAAAGGUCUCUACAAUAAUACCGUCCAAGAACCACUGGGGCUCGAGGUUCUUGACCUGGGCUACAACAACAUCACUUCCAUCAAAAAUAAUGCCUUCGUCCACCUGCGGUUACUGAAGAAGCUGCUUUUACCUCAUAACCCAAUUAAGGAUAUCUCCUACUCAACAGCCGUGGCCAUCAACGAACUGAUAAACCUGCAGGAGCUCGACUUGUCCCAGACAGGUAUCAACAGACUUCCUGAUCAUUUCCUCGCUGAUCUCAGGAAUCUCCAGGUGUUAAUCUUGGCAGGAAAUAACUUCAAUACCGUCCCAGAGGAGCUUAAUUAUGCACACAACCUCAGGCUACUGAACCUCAAUGCCAACCCCAUCAUAAGUCUAACUCUCGGAGAUUUCCAAGAUAGUCUGAAUACCCUACGUAUCCUCGAGAUAUCUGCCAUGCCGGAGCUGCGGAAUGUGGGCGCCCGUACAUUUUCCAAGCUCAAAUCGUUGGAGAUACUCAGAAUGUCCGAUUGCCCGGCGCUCGAAGUGAUAGAUUCUCUGGCAUUUUAUGUUAUGGAUGGAGAUGAACUGACUCUUAAGGAGAUUCACAUCCAAGACAACCAGCUGAAAACCCUGUCGAAAGAUAUGCUUCCGUGGCUCGACCUCCAGGUUGUCGACAUCCAGAACAACCCCUGGAACUGCGAUUGCCAUUUCAGAUGGGUGGCGGAAACACUCGUUCCAGACCUGGAGAGAAAAAACCCUGGAUUGACCUUAUCUAUCUUGUGCACGUAUCCUGCGAUGUUCCGAGGGACGCCGGUAAUAGACAUGCUAAGCCGCGGUGACGGCUUCACCUGCAGGCGCCCAGGUGUUGAUGAAGAGCUAGCAGCCUUUGGACCCCUUUCCAUAGGCAUCAUAAUCGUUGGGGUGCUUCUUCUCCUCACUGGGAGCAUGAUUUUCGCCUACGUUCUCUUCAGGAGAUCGCAGUCGCGGCUCUUCUUCGGCGAGACGGUGAAGUACCGACGGGCCCAGAACGAGGACACGGAAGCGGUGCCGUCCUAGAACCGACGACCGACCUCCGACUUCCUUCCCCGACCCGUCACCAACAAUUGCUCCAAUCAAACGCCGUGACCCUGCCUUCAUUCAAUUGUGUAGUACAACAUUCAUAGUUGGCAUUUCGUACGGUCACCGCUGGGCAUUAUGAAAGGCUGACUAUGUCAUUUUUUUUCUUAUAUUUGCAUUUAACGAUAGAGCUCAUCAUCCGUAAGAGGUUCAUGUAUAAUAUGAGAUGCUAAACCAUCCCAUCGUCAUAGUAGUGUAGUUCAGUGUCAGGACAAGCAUUCUUAGCAUGGGGUAUUGUAUGAGAUGUUGUUCUGGUCGGUUUCUUAACAUUUCCUUAGUCAGUUCUAUUUUUGCAUAAGCUAAAGAAAAUAGCCAGAAAAUAUAUACUAUAAAAAAAAGGAAAAACCGCUGUCAAAACAGGCAAUGUGAUUGCUAUUCAUUAACAGUCAACCUCAUUUUUUGUUUCUCACUAUAAAAGCGCGAGUUCUGAGGGUGAAAGCAUUGACAAAUUUCUGUUUUCUUUAAGAAAAUGGCUGAGCUCUAAUUGGCUUUAAAGAUAGAGUUGUCAAGCAACGACAGCUAAUGAUAAUCACGAAUGAGAAGAAUCGGCGGUAACUCGCAUGAAUAUCAACAGAUAUCAUUAACCAUUCCAAGAACUCUGUGGCUGAAACACCCUGGUUGAGAAAGGCGGACAUUUUUCUAUGGAGUUAAUUAACAUGCUUUAGAGUGUUUCAUUAGAGACUAACAGUUCAGAGGCUAAAAUUAGACAUGUAACUUCUUGUUUUUUUUUCACGGGAAUAAAUCAAAUCAGCGCACGCAGAAUCAGAACUGUUCAAAUUUUGAUUACAUAUCAAAAGUGUGAAUGCGGUUUCACAUAAAGUUGAAAGUAUGUAAGCGUAGAGAACACAGGAAAUGAGUAAAAUAACAUUAACUCUGAAUGAAAGAUCAGUUCUGUUGAUCCUUGACAUGAGUUUAGAGUACGUAAAAUAUCCGCUUCUUAUGACUUCCAAGCAAAUAAAAAUGUUCCCGGAAAGGCAAAAAUAAGUGAGAAUAACAGUCACCUAGCGAGCUUGUUGUAGAAAUCUUCAAGUAAAAUAACAAAACAAAAUUCUUGGUUUGCUUAUUACUGAACCCGCGGGAUGUAUAUUAAAUUAACACGAAGCUUAUUACUGAUUUACCAAGCAGCACCUUAGGAUAACUAAUAUAUUUUGUAUGAAGACGCAUAUAAAAAAGGAUGUACUUUUAAUAUCCAGUAAUUGUAAACAGAUCGAGUUUUAAUAAGAAUAUGUCAAGUAUACAUAAGUAAAAUAUAUGAGUGGCUACGAAUUAGGCAAGGGAAUAGCAAUGUGUGUAAGGAGACAAGAGUCUACGAAACGAGAAAAAAGAACAUAGACAGGGAUAGACAAAUACGUCAUAAGGAUAAGAAUGAACGUUAGGGGAUGGAUUACACUUAGUAUAAGAAUAAAAUGUAUGUCUCAUGAGAUAAAGAAUUACUUAGGAAGAUAAAAGCCAUGUCAAUGUUUAUAGAUAUGUCUAUGGCGUUAAGGUCUUCAAGAAUGAAAGGACACCAAAGGUGAUACGAAAAUGCAGGUGAAGUUAGGAACAUGAGAGAAGUGAUGAGACUUGAUCAGAGAGGAUAAGGAAUUGGUAGGAGGGGAUGAGAACGCGCCAGAAGGUACACAACAAUAGGCCCAGGGUAGUUGAAAAUAUGCAACGGGAAAACUCAUCGACGACAUGCUACUCCAAGUCUGAUAAGGUGCGAUCAUUCGUGAUAAAUGGCGAAAGGAAAGCGUCUCUGACAUGAAAGGAUUGUCAGAACACACUUAACGCUCUUCUGCUCUUCCCUUUAGUGUGCCAUAUUCAGAUAACAGGAUACUGUCACGCGGUAGAAUUAAGUCUAGUUUUGUGUCUUUUUUAACAAGUGGUUGCCACGAGAGUAUUAGCUGUAUGAGCUUAGAUUAUGACGUGUGAAAAGACUAUUUUCAUUUGAUAGGGUUUAAUUCUUGGUAAUUUACGUUCACUUGUUGAUGGCACGAGUUUUCUCGAGCAUUAAUUAGGAAAUCUCCCUUAAUUAAUUCCGUGAAUAAUUGCGCUCUCUAGAGAAAAAUUUACACGGGACUUGAAAGACAACAACAAGCAGUAAUUGGCAGAGGAUAAAUAGACGAGUUUUGUGAUGAUCGUCAUCUAAUGGGAUUCACAAAAUAUUUGAGGCUUGAUGCCACUGAUAAGCAGAAUGUAAAUUGCCAUUCAUGUGUGCUUUUAUAUCAAAGAAUGAUUUAUGAUAUAUUUAGAAUAUUGUUAUGAUCAUGACAGGAAACUUUGAUUCUGUGAAUCGCUGUUGUAUAUCUUUAUAAUGCAGAUGGAAAUCAAAGAUGUUAAUCAAAUAAAACAAAUAUAUUUAA